This is a messenger RNA of Episyrphus balteatus (marmalade hoverfly), 2314 nucleotides long. RefSeq names its product nuclear pore complex protein Nup88 (gene mbo). Gene Ontology annotation, cellular component: nuclear pore. NCBI's taxonomy places the organism in Eukaryota, Metazoa, Arthropoda, Insecta, Diptera, Syrphidae. Gene Ontology annotation, biological process: mRNA export from nucleus; protein import into nucleus; ribosomal small subunit export from nucleus. The transcript has a single exon. Bases 109 to 2301 code for a protein of 730 amino acids. Gene Ontology annotation, molecular function: structural constituent of nuclear pore. The record is from RefSeq and is a predicted model, not a curated record.
UUCACCUUAACUUGAACGCCGAUUCCCAUUUUUCCGCUUCUUGUGAAUAUUUUUUUAGUGUAUUUUGUAUUUAAUUUGUUAAUAUUUUAAUUUUAUCUAUUAAAAAAAAUGUUUACCACCGACAUUAUGAACUUAAACAAAUCUCAAAUGUUUGAGAAAAUUCGCUCUAGCUUAACAAUCGAAGCAAAUAUAACACAAAACUUAUUAGAGUGCAAAGAUGAUCUGCUAUAUGCUUGGAAUAGUUCAGAUUCAAGUCUUUUAUGUGUAAAUUGGAGAGCAGCACAUUUAAAAGGAUUUACAAAUAUUAUUCAUCAAACUCUAAUUCCAUCAACACCUUUGACUUUUAAAGUUGAACGAGUAUUGGCUUCCAUUGAAGGAUCACUUGUUGCUUUAUCUGGACCACAUGGAUUUAAAAUAAUUGAACUUCCUCGACGAUGGGGAGCAAAUGGUCAAUUUAUGGAUGGAAAACCAACAAUCACAUGUAGAUCAAACAAUAUUGAUGCUCAUUUCUUUAGUAAUAAUCCUCAUAUAGAAAUUCGCCAAUUACGAUGGCAUCCAGCAUCCCCAACCGAUUCACAUUUACUUGUUUUACUUUCUGAUAAUACAAUUCGCGUCUAUGACAACUGUACUUUGCGCCAUGUUUGGCAAGUUGGACCUUAUCCAAUGGUUCAUAUGAAUAAUGCCAAUAAUUCUACUAAACUUCCAUCACCUCAUUCUCUUGGGGAAUCAAGUGUUGAUUUCGAUAUUGGACCAGCAAUGACUGCAUCUUCGGAUGUAUCAUUUUCUAAUCUUAAUGUAUCUAAAUCUAUUGUUUCAGAUGUAGGCAAUCCUCGAGAUAGUCUUAGUAAAGAUUCCAUUUCAGUAAAUGAUACUGUAGGAAAAGUAGUAAAUGAAAAAGUCGAAUGGCCAAUUGUGGUUCUGAGAGAGAAUGGAAACAUUUACAUACUCUGUGCUGGAAUAGACAGUGAAAAACCACGACUUCAAGGGCCACUAACUAUUCGUCCUCAAGCUAUUGAUAAUUUCGGACUAGAUUCGUGUUCGAUUCUUCUUAUUUCUUCACUUCCACCAACAAUUGUUAUUGCCGAAUCAACUGGAAGGCUACACCAUGCCUUAUUGAUUCAAGCAGAUCAACACGAACACUCUUUUAAUGAGGUUGACUCUAGUCUGAUUAUUCAUCCUUCCGAAUGGACUUUGGAAGUUUUAGAAACGAUUGAGUUGGAACUUGGAAUUGCUGAUACAAGAAAUGAAACAAGUAAUUCAUACUCUUGCCCCAUUCAUCUUAAAAGAGAUCCUGUUAAUGAAAUGCGUUACUUUGCCUAUCACAAUGCUGGCUUGCAUGUUGUGACUGUUAACUUUAUUGCUGAAUUGGAGCGUUAUUUGGACACAGAUGUAAUUUCAGAUACACCAUCACUUUCAAAUCAAUCUCGUGCAGAAUAUCUUGUUUGCACAAAGAUCAGCACUGGAUCCAAGAUUAAUGCAGUUCUUGGAUUUGUUCUAUUGCAAAUGCCAUCGGGAAUCGUUUUACUUCUAUCAAGUGGACAGGUGAUAUCAUUAAAUUUAGUUAUUGAUACAAAAUUGCUUCUUAAUCCAACAGCUGCCAUUGAGCCCAACACCAAUAAAGACAGAAGAAUAACUUCCAUUGACAAUUCUUCUGGUCUUUCAUUUGUAGAACAUAUUCAAAAUAUACUCAAGCGUAGUGUAACACAACCAAUAAUGUCACUUGAUAAAUCAGCUCAACCCAAACCGCAAGAGUCUUAUGAACUUUUAACACAAACAAUAGAAGUUUUGCGAACACAAUAUAUGAAAAAACAUGAAUUAGUCCGCAGUGAGUUUUUGCAAAAAUUAAAUGCAAUUAAAUUACAAAAAGAACAACAGCGAAAAGAAAUUGAAUAUUUGGAAAGACAAAAAGAUUCAAUUCAAGAAAAUGCCCAUAGAUUGGCUGAAAGAUUUGAAGAAAUUAGUGAAACACAAGACUUGCUUUCGAAAAAGUGCCAAAAUUGGAUACGGCAAGCUAAUACAUGUCUACCGAGUAAUGCUCAAGCUGAGAAAGAACUUGUUGAAGAGGUUGAAAAAAUUAAUAAAACAUAUAAAAGUUUGGCAAAUGUUCCACAAAAAGCUAAAGAGAAUAUCAAUAGACAGAGUUAUCAUACUCAAAAAUAUUUUGAAAAUUCAAAGAAUAAAUCAUUUGAUUUGCCAGAGAAACAAGAAACAACUAUUAAGGAAAUUCUUACACAAAUGAUGGGAGAAAUUGAGGGUCAAGUUAAAGAAGUCAAGCGAAUUAAUACUAUACUCAAUUUGUAAAACAAUAAAGUUA